AUGACUAAUAAGUUUCGGGUCAUACUUGUGUGUUCUUAUCCAGCCUUUUUAGGAGGGGUCCAGGUAGUUAUCGCCUUCUGGACCCCUCCCAGCGCCGGCCCGCUCCUGUUGCGGGCUCCGUCUCAAAAUUUUCCUCUCUUUAGGCGACGUCCGGCACACGCGGACGCCGCCCCCUCGCGGCUGGCCAAACUCAUGCGGGUGGAGGGGAGAACCCAUCCCGUCCACCCGCGGCCACACUCAGGGCGGCAUGAGGCGCAGGUGAGCGCGCCUCCGCCGCCCGGUUCGCCGGCGGCGGAUCGGGUCCGAGUGGAGGUCGUCCUCCCGGGCCUUCUCCGCCGCCUCCUUCUGCGAGAUUACCUCCUCGCAGAAAGUUGCGACCGCGGUAAAAACACUGUCGCUACCGGCCAUGGAGCGAACUACGGCCGGUAG
Messenger RNA from Arctia plantaginis, 429 nucleotides. Lineage: Eukaryota; Metazoa; Arthropoda; Insecta; Lepidoptera; Erebidae. The record is from the annotation of a GenBank genome assembly.